Messenger RNA from Anoplopoma fimbria (sablefish), 705 nucleotides. It is a transcript of the gene igf3, whose product is annotated as insulin-like growth factor 3. The record is from RefSeq and is a predicted model, not a curated record. Gene Ontology annotation, cellular component: extracellular region. The coding region runs from base 1 to 585 and encodes 194 amino acids. NCBI's taxonomy places the organism in Eukaryota, Metazoa, Chordata, Actinopteri, Perciformes, Anoplopomatidae. The transcript has 4 exons. Gene Ontology annotation, molecular function: hormone activity.
AUGUACUCCUCAUGCCGCCCUUCUUCCAUGCUGAAGGUUGUGUGUGUUCGGGUGUGUAUGUUUUACUCCACCAUGUGUCUGGCCGGCUGGCCGCUGUCCUCGGAGGCAGCCAGGCUCCGCUGUGGCACGGACCUCCUCAGCGACCUCAUGUUCGUGUGCGGGGACCGCGGGAUCUAUUUAGGUAAAGGUACGUGGUCUGGUUACGGAUCUCGGCCCAGGGGGAAGGGGAUAGUGGAAAAGUGCUGUCGGCCCGCUGGCUGUGAGCUUCAGCUUCUGGAGAUGUACUGUGCUAAACCAAAGAGCCAGCAGCAGACAACAGCUUACCCAACCACGGCACAUCAUACCACUACACAGCUGCACACGACUCAGCAGUUCCAGGCAGUGUUUCAGAAGAGACUCUCUGAGCACCUGGGAGCUCCCGACAGUCCAAAAAGGGAAGCUUACAGGAAGAAAACACAGCCUCCCCCUCGACGGAAAAGCAAAGUUUCAUCAUCUCGCAGGAGGAUCAGAACAAAGACCACAACCAGCGGGCCCCCUUCGACCUCUGGGAGUCCCCUUCGAAGAAUGAUGACCGUUGAAUCGUGACCCUUGACCUCAUGAAAAAGCUCAAUAUUUAUAGUUACAGGAUUGGACCUAGCCAGUUUGAAAGAAUGGUACUGACUGUUGUGAUAUAAACUCUCUACCAAGUAGGGAUCACAAACCGAU